This is a messenger RNA of Mus musculus (house mouse), 7112 nucleotides long. It is a transcript of the gene Kdm3b, whose product is annotated as KDM3B lysine (K)-specific demethylase 3B. Gene Ontology annotation, cellular component: nucleus; nucleoplasm. NCBI's taxonomy places the organism in Eukaryota, Metazoa, Chordata, Mammalia, Rodentia, Muridae. Gene Ontology annotation, molecular function: histone H3K9me/H3K9me2 demethylase activity; histone H3K9 demethylase activity. The transcript is spliced from 24 exons. Gene Ontology annotation, biological process: chromatin remodeling. The record is from RefSeq and is marked validated. The coding region runs from base 124 to 5412 and encodes 1762 amino acids.
GGGGGUGGGGGGGAGCGGCGGCCGCGGGUGGUGCGGAGGGAGGCCUUGCGGGUGGAUCGGGCGCUUGGCGGCGGAGGUGGUGGGAGGCGGCGGGCGGGAGCGCGGGUCCGUCCGGCCCUGGCGAUGGCGGACGCGGCGGCCUCCCCGGUGGGCAAGCGGCUGUUGCUUCUGUUCGCGGACCCUACGGCCUCAGCUUCGGCCUCGGCCCCCACGGCGGCGGCGGUAGUGAGCGGAGAUCCUGGGCCUGCGCUGCGCACUCGGGCCUGGAGGGCCGGCACGGUGCGGGCCAUGAGCGGGGCGGUGCCCCAGGACCUAGCGAUCUUUGUGGAGUUUGACGGCUGUAACUGGAAGCAGCACUCCUGGGUUAAGGUUCACGCUGAAGACGUGCUUGCGCUUCUGCUGGAAGGCUCACUUGUUUGGGCUCCCCGGAAGGACCCCGUCCUUCUGCAGGGCACCCGAGUCCCAGUUGCCCAGUGGCCAGCCCUGACUUUCACCCCCCUAGUAGAUAAGCUGGGGUUGGGGUCUGUGGUGCCAGUUGAAUACCUUGUGGAUCGAGAGCUUCGUUUCCUGUCGGAUGCUAAUGGGAUGCAUCUGUUCCAGAUGGGAACAGAUGUUCAAAAUCAGAUUCUUUUAGAACAUGCUGCAUUAAGAGAGACAGUUAAUGCUUUGAUCAGUGACCAAAAGCUACAAGAGAUUUUCAGCCGAGGUCCCUAUAGUGUCCAGGGCCACAGAGUCAAGGUCUACCAACCCGAAGGAGAGGAAGUAUGGCUCUGUGGUGUUGUGAGCCGUCAGGACUCAGUCACCCGUCUUAUGGAAGUGUCUAUAACUGAGACUGGUGAGGUCAAGUCAGUAGAUCCCAGACUCACCCACGUGAUGCUGAUGGACAGCUCGACACCACAGAGUGAGGGGGGUACCAUAAAAGCAGUAAAAUCUUCCAAAGGAAAGAAGAAGAGAGAGAGCAUAGAGGGGAGAGAUGGCCGGAGGAGGAAAAGUGCUUCGGACUCUGGGUGUGACCCUGCUACAAAGAAAUUAAAAGGAGACAGGGGUGAAGUAGACAGUAAUGGGAGUGAUGGAGGUGAGGCAAGCCGAGGGCCCUGGAAAGGAGGUAAUGCCAGUGGAGAGCCAGGGCUGGAGCAGAGAGCCAAGCAGCCACCGUCUACAUUUGUUCCCCAGAUUAACCGCAACAUUCGCUUUGCCACUUACACCAAAGAAAACGGCAGAACUCUGGUGGUACAGGAUGAGCCUGUAGGUGGGGAUACGCCCGUCCCUUUCACUCCGUAUGCUUCAGCCACAGGUCAGACACCUUUGGCCCCAGAGGUAGGUGGAGCUGAAAACAAAGAGGCGGGAAAAACGCUGGAACAAGUUAGCCAGGGCAUGGUGGCUUCAGCAGCUGUAGUCACUACCGCCAGCUCCACCCCAACCACGGUGAGGAUCUCAGACACUGGCCUUGCAUCAGGGACUGGGCCGGAAAAACAGAAAGGCAGCUGGUCGCAGGCCUCAGGAGAGAAUUCAAGAAAUUCUAGUCUGGCCUCUUCUGGAUUUGGAGUGUCUCUCUCAAGUUUGUCACAACCAUUGACUUUUGGAAGUGGACGGAGCCAGUCCAAUGGAGUUUUAGCCACAGAUAACAAGCCUUUGGGCUUCUCUUUCAGCUGCAGCUCUGCAUCAGAGUCUCAGAAGGACUCCGAUCUCUCCAAGAACUUGUUUUUUCAAUGCAUGUCCCAAAAUGUACCCAGCACUAACUACCUGAGCAGGGUUUCAGAGAGCGUGGCCGAUGACUCCUCGAGCAGGGAUUCCUUCACACAAAGCCUCGAGAGCCUGACUUCAGGCCUGUGUAAAGGCAGAUCUGUUCUCGGAGCAGAUACUCAGCCAGGUCCCAAGGCCGGCAGCUCUGUGGACCGAAAAGUGCCUGCAGAGUCCAUGCCCACCCUUACUCCAGCCUUCCCACGGAGUCUCCUAAAUACCCGCACCCCAGAGAAUCAUGAAAAUCUAUUUUUACAGCCCCCGAAACUGUCCCGAGAAGAACCUUCUAACCCUUUCCUGGCGUUUGUGGAGAAAGUGGAACACAGCCCUUUCAGCAGCUUUGUGUCUCAGGCAUCAGGUAGCUCUUCCUCUGCUACCUCUGUCACCUCAAAGGCAACAGCCAGCUGGCCUGAGUCUCACUCCUCUGCAGAGUCUGCACCUUUAGCAAAGAAAAAGCCCCUCUUUAUUACAACUGACUCCUCCAAGCUGGUAUCUGGUGUUCUGGGCUCCGCUCUCAGCACUGGGAGUCCGAGUCUCUCUGCAGUGGGGAAUGGCCGCUCCAGCUCGCCCACCAACAGCCUCACCCAACCUAUUGAGAUGCCUACUCUCUCCUCCAGUCCCACAGAAGAGAGGCCAACUGUGGGGCCUGGCCAGCAGGACAAUCCGCUCCUCAAAACCUUCAGUACCGUCUUUGGCAGGCACUCAGGCAGCUUUCUCUCCGCCCCAGCAGAGUUUGCACAGGAGAACAAAGCACCUUUUGAAGCUGUAAAAAGGUUCUCAUUGGAUGAGCGAAGCUUGGCUUGCAGACAGGAUUCGGACUCCAGCACCAACAGUGACCUGUCAGAUCUGAGCGACUCAGAGGAGCAGCUGCAGGCCAAGAGUGGCCUGAAGGGGAUUCCAGAGCACCUGAUGGGGAAGCUAGGCCCCAACGGGGAGCGUAGUGCUGAGCUGCUACUGGGCAAGGGCAAAGGGAAGCAGGCCCCAAAGGGCCGGCCCCGGACUGCUCCCCUGAAAGUUGGCCAGUCGGUGCUGAAGGACGUGAGUAAAGUAAGGAAGCUGAAGCAGUCUGGAGAGCCCUUCCUGCAGGACGGCUCCUGCAUCAACGUGGCGCCUCACUUGCACAAGUGCCGAGAGUGCCGCCUGGAGAGGUACCGCAAGUUUAAGGAACAGGAGCAAGAUGAUUCUACUGUAGCCUGCCGCUUCUUUCACUUCCGGAGGUUGGUCUUCACUCGAAAGGGGGUGCUCCGUGUGGAGGGAUUUCUGAGCCCCCAGCAGAGUGACCCGGAUGCCAUGAACCUGUGGAUCCCCUCUUCCUCCCUAGCAGAAGGAAUAGACCUAGAAACCUCAAAAUACAUCUUGGCCAAUGUUGGGGACCAGUUCUGUCAGCUUGUAAUGUCUGAGAAGGAGGCCAUGAUGAUGGUGGAGCCACACCAGAAAGUGGCGUGGAAGCGAGCAGUGCGUGGAGUUCGGGAGAUGUGUGAUGUGUGUGAGACAACCCUCUUCAAUAUCCACUGGGUCUGUCGGAAAUGUGGAUUUGGGGUCUGCCUUGACUGUUACCGGCUCAGGAAAAGCCGUCCAAGGAGUGAGACAGAAGAAAUGGGGGAUGAGGAAGUUUUCUCCUGGCUGAAGUGUGCAAAGGGGCAGUCCCACGAACCAGAAAACCUCAUGCCCACCCAGAUCAUCCCUGGCACAGCGCUUUACAAUAUUGGAGACAUGGUACACGCUGCCCGGGGAAAGUGGGGGAUUAAAGCUAACUGCCCUUGUAUAAGUCGGCAAAGCAAAUCUGUUUUGAGACCUGCUGUCACCAAUGGGAUAUCACAGCUUCCCAGUGUAACCCCUAGUGCCUCUUCUGGAAACGAAACUACCUUCUCAAGCGGAGGCGGAGCUGCAGCGGUCACAAAUCCAGAGCCAGACCAAGUUCCCAAAGGUGCUGGCACUGACGGCAGAUCUGAGGAGCCCCUAAAAGCAGAAGGUUCUGCGUCAAAUAGCAAUAGUGAACUAAAAGCCAUCAGGCCCCCGUGCCCGGACACAGCCCCUCCUUCCUCUGCUCUGCAUUGGUUGGCCGACUUAGCAACUCAGAAGGCGAAAGAAGAAACGAAAGAUGCAGGGUCCCUGCGGUCGGUGCUCAAUAAGGAGUCUCAUUCACCCUUUGGGCUGGACUCAUUCAACUCUACUGCAAAAGUCUCUCCAUUGACUCCAAAGCUUUUUAACAGCCUGUUACUGGGUCCCACUGCCUCCAACAGCAAAACUGAGGGUUCUAGUCUUCGAGACCUCCUUCACUCUGGGCCCGGAAAGCUUCCUCAAACCCCCCUGGAUACAGGCAUACCCUUCCCCCCUGUUUUCUCUUCAUCCUCAGCAGUAGCGAAGAGCAAAGCCAGCCUACCCGACUUCCUCGACCACAUCAUCGCCUCAGUGGUAGAAAACAAGAAAACCUCAGAUCCCUCAAAGCGGUCCUGCAACCUGACCGACACCCAGAAGGAGGUGAAGGAGAUGGCGAUGGGGCUGAAUGUGCUCGACCCCCACACGUCUCACUCCUGGCUCUGCGACGGGCGCCUUCUGUGUCUCCAUGACCCCAGCAACAAAAAUAACUGGAAGAUCUUCCGAGAGUGUUGGAAACAAGGCCAGCCAGUGCUAGUUUCAGGGGUGCAUAAAAAGCUCAAGUCUGAACUCUGGAAGCCGGAAGCCUUCAGCCAGGAGUUUGGAGACCAGGACGUGGACUUGGUGAACUGCAGGAAUUGUGCUAUCAUUUCCGAUGUUAAAGUUCGAGAUUUCUGGGAUGGCUUUGAGAUCAUAUGCAAGAGACUACGGUCAGAAGAUGGGCAGCCAAUGGUGCUCAAACUCAAAGACUGGCCCCCUGGGGAAGAUUUCCGGGACAUGAUGCCUACAAGGUUUGAAGAUCUGAUGGAGAAUCUUCCUCUUCCAGAAUAUACCAAACGAGAUGGCAGGCUCAAUCUGGCUUCUAGGCUACCCAGCUACUUUGUAAGGCCUGAUCUGGGCCCCAAGAUGUACAACGCCUAUGGUUUGAUAACAGCAGAAGACAGAAGAGUUGGUACAACAAAUCUUCAUUUAGAUGUGUCAGACGCUGUUAAUGUGAUGGUGUAUGUUGGGAUCCCUGUCGGGGAGGGUGCUCACGAUGAAGAAGUACUCAAAACUAUUGAUGAGGGAGAUGCUGAUGAGGUGACCAAGCAGAGGAUUCAUGAUGGCAAAGAGAAGCCAGGAGCUUUAUGGCACAUUUAUGCAGCGAAGGAUGCAGAGAAGAUCCGAGAGCUGCUCCGGAAGGUUGGAGAAGAGCAAGGCCAAGAGAAUCCUCCAGAUCAUGACCCAAUUCAUGACCAAAGUUGGUAUCUGGACCAGAUCCUCCGAAAGCGACUCUUUGAAGAGUAUGGUGUGCAAGGCUGGGCCAUUGUGCAGUUCCUGGGUGACGCUGUCUUCAUCCCUGCUGGAGCCCCGCACCAGGUUCACAAUCUGUACAGUUGCAUAAAGGUCGCAGAAGAUUUUGUAUCUCCAGAGCACGUGAAGCACUGUUUCCGCCUGACUCAGGAAUUCAGGCAUCUCUCCAACACUCACACCAAUCAUGAGGAUAAGCUACAGGUGAAGAACAUCAUAUACCACGCAGUGAAAGACGCUGUCGGCACUCUCAAGGCCCACGAAUCCAAGCUCGCAAGGUCCUAAAACCUGGGGUACUUCAGCUCUCCUGUCAAGCAGGCCUUUCACAACACUUACCAGGGAACGGCAGGGUUCUCUGCAGGAGCAGAGGCCCUUCCCCAAGCCAGUGUGGUCAGUAUUACAAACUCCAGCCGCUCUUUCUGUGCUGCCUCAACACUGAAGGGUGACACAAGCAAGUCGCACUGUUGACACACAGUGUCAGACUCAAGCCGAGGGUGCCACAUUCCCAUCCAGUGGCCUUUUGGGAAUCCAGGUUGCUUGAACAUUGCUGGGCUCUCCUGCACAUUCUCCUGGUUUGAGACCAUGGAAACCAGGAAUGUGGGCACACCUUCCUUUCCUGUUCCUCUUGUGCCUGGCUAACUAGGGAUGUGUUUGGAGGCAGAGGAAGUCAUAACUGGCAACAUAAGGUGAUGACUUACUGUGCCUGGUGAGAGCCUGGCAGUGUCUCCACACGUGACCUCUGACCUGGCCCAUCCUAGGAGAUGGGGGUGCAGCCCUUCCCGUACUCUCCAUGAACACCGGAGUCUUCAGGACCCAGGGAGAGCCCACUGCUUUUCCCAGGAGGCUCCAGGAUUAGGAAACGUGUAUUUAGUGAAAAAUAGGUUUGUAGUGAAAUAGUUACUAUUUCAUGAAAGUAGAUAUUUUUAGAACUUUUGAAAUAACAGUUGUUUUCCUGGACUAUGAGGAAAGGCACAUUACAGUUAGUCUUCCUUUCGAUAAAACUCUUUGAAAAGAAAUAUGAUUUUUAGAAAUCAGCUGCCCCUUAUAGCACAAAAUCAGCCAAAGCGUGAUUUAAAAGAAUUGGCUUUUUAUUAGGAGUUUUUUAGUUUCUCCGCGUCCUUCUCAGUCUUAUCUUGAGGGAGCAGUCAUCUGAGAAAGAACUGCAUCAUGUCUGAGCUUCGGAGUGUUCCCUGCACGUGAACUGCUGACCCCAGGAGCUGUGUCACCAAUUACCAGCGUUCCCUUGGGACUCCUCAUGUGUGUCCAAACGGGGUGGAAAGUUUGAUCUCCAAUAUAAAGAAGUUUUGCUUUUGUUUUUUGGAGUUUUGUCUAGAAUAUUUUCAGCAAAGCUUUCCAACUCAGUGGAGUUUUUAUUAAGGAUUUACUUGGAAAUGAUAGAAUUCAUUGGCCCAUAGGUGCAUUGGGAAAUGUGUCUCUUUCCAGGUGUACUACCCUGCAGCCUUGUUUAUAUGUUCACAGUUACUUUCUUUUUUUUUUUUUUUUAAAUAAAAGUCAUUUAUUGUAGAAUACUUUUAAUUUCACUUUCUGUAUUUUAAUUUUAUUGAAGGGCUGAUUGGGAUUUCCAUGUUCUUAUUAAAAAAUCUAACAAAUCUCUUUGGAGUAGACAAAAUUCUUUCUCUACCAACCUUUCUAAAGUCAAGAAAGUCUCUCACAUUGGGUGUGAGAGAUGGAGUUGAUUUCAGGGUUUCCUACUGCCCUGCCUGCAUCUGGUCAUUGCACUUUGCUGUUUGAAUUGUGCUUAGUUGGGAGGAAGACAGACAGUGGGGAUGGAGCCAUGUGAGCUGGGAAGUGGAGAGAGGGUUCCCAGUUUGUGCUCAUUGAACAGAAUGGAGUACGUGCAAUCCUGCUAGGAGCCGUGCAAUCCUGCUAGGAGCCGGAUGAGAGACGCCUGCCCUGACGUGCAGCCUGGACAGAGCUGCAGGCCAGGCUGUGAGGCUGCAGUCGCCUGCCUGCCUUAACCUGUG